Molecule: messenger RNA, 1627 nt
Organism: Erythranthe guttata (spotted monkey flower)
Lineage: Eukaryota; Viridiplantae; Streptophyta; Magnoliopsida; Lamiales; Phrymaceae
Biological process (GO): amino acid transmembrane transport
Source: RefSeq, a predicted model, not a curated record
CAACCAUGUCAAAGAUUUCAUCAGCACCACCAAAAUUGUCUGAAAUCCAGGACUGCUCAAUUUGGGUGUGGAUCAUUCAGCUUCCCUCAACAAAAAUCACACAUUUGGAAAUUAUCAGAAACAAAGAAGAAGAGAUUUAUAAUAAUUAGAGUGAGGUCGAAAGAUGAAGCUGCUGUUGCUGUGAGUAAAAAGGGCACUAUUGCUGGUGCAGUUGCUCUUAUUAUUGGCACUAGUAUUGGUUCUGGCAUUCUUGCUCUUCCUCAGAAAACUUCACCCGCUGGACUACUUCCAAGUUCAGUAUCAAUGACAAUGUGUUGGGCAUUCUUGUUAGUCGAAGCGCUUUUGCUGGUCGAAAUAAACGUCGGUUUGCUAAAGAAGAAGAAAUCGAAAGUCGACAAAGAUUAUGAUGAGUUGGAGGUAAUAUCUAUUAGAACAAUGGCUGAAGAAACACUUGGAGAAUGGGGUGGAUCUUUAGCAACUGUCACAUAUGUUUUCUUAGGUUACACUUCUAUGAUUGUCUACUGUUCAAAAUCGGGAGAGAUUCUGCAUCGUUUGACCGAUAUUCCGGAAUCAAUUUCCGGAAUCUUCUUCACUUUUCUUUUCACAAUUCUUAUAUCUCUUGGAGGUACAAGAACCACUGAUCAAGUUAACCAAUGGCUUACUGUGUCUAUGAUAGGUUUGCUUAUAGCAAUAGAGAUUGUUGCUGUCCACUUCGGAGGGUGGUCGGGAUUCGAGGGCGGCGGCGGUGGCGACUGGGGAAAAGUUCCGGCGACUCUUCCGGUGUUGAUAUUUACGUUGGUUUAUCACGAUCUUGCUCCAGUUCUUUGUGCAUAUUUGGAAGGCGAUCUUAAACGCAUACGGGCUUCGAUUUUUCUCGGAAGUUUGGUGCCAUUGUUAGCAUUGCUUAUAUGGGAGGCAAUUGCAUUAGGCCUUCCCAAUCAAGAAAAUCAAGUUUCUGAUCCUGUUGAAUUGCUUCUCAGUGUGAGAUGGGACGGAGUUCCGUUUAUGGUGGAGGCCUUCUCGCUAUUAGCUGUCGGAACUUCACUAAUCGGCACACUUUUAAGCUUUUCGGAGUUCUUCAAAGAGCAACUCAAUAAAAUGCCCAUUGAUUCUCCAUCAACACAACUUCUUCUUGUGGAAGAGGAAUCAUACACAUUUAAUUAUUACAUGAAUAAAUGGUGGCAUAAAAACAAAGGCAGCAUCACAGCUACUGCAAUGGUUGUUGCCCCUUCUCUUUUUGUGUCUACAACUAUACCAGAUUCUUUUUCUGCAGCCACAGAUAUUGCUGGAGGGUACUGCAUGACAAUGUUGUAUGGAGUACUUCCACCGGCAAUGGCGUGGGCGACGAUCAAUAAGAAGAAGAAGAAAAAACGAGGCGAAAAAUUAGUAUCGAUAUCAAGAACAAAACCCGUGAUUGUUUGUAUGGGAUUGAUUGCUUGUGGGAUUGUGGUACAGCAGAUCAUUCAAGAUUUCUCUUUCUUGCAUUAUCCCUAACAAAAUUUAUUUUGUCUCAAUGUAAAUAUAGUAUUUACUUUUUAGAAAUUUGUAAUAUAUAUUUAUAUAUAAUUCUGUGUAAAUACAUAUAGACCAGGAGUGUAUAUUUAAUGGCUCUGUAUUUUUCAAAAUA